UUUUUUCCUGUUUUACUUUAUUAUUUUGUUUAUUUAUCUUGGUUUAUUACUUCAUUACAUUUUCAUUCUCCUUCCCAAUCGAUUUUCUAGGAAAAUCCGUCUAUUUUCCCGGAAACCCAAUUCGAUUUUCCCGGAAAAAUUCAUGGGGAGGACUGGAUUGUUCGAUCUGGAAAGUCACUUCGCUUUCUAUGGCGCUUACCACAGCAACCGAGUUAAUAUUUUGAUCCACACACUGUUUGUGUGGCCGAUUUUCUUCACCUCUCUGGUUCUCUUCUACUUCACACCUUCUCUCUACAAUUUCCCGAAUGGUUUCUGUUUGAAUUUAGGGUUUGCUUUCACUGUGAUCUAUGCUGGGUUUUAUGUGUGCUUGGAUAAGAAAGCUGGGUCUGUUGCUGCUCUGCUCUGUGUUCUCUGCUGGGUUCAGUCCACCCUGCUUGCUAGCCGUCUUGGGUUUUCUCUGUCAUGGAAGGUUGUGUUGGCUGCUCAGUUGUUCUGUUGGACUGGACAGUUCAUAGGCCACGGGGUGUUCGAGAAACGAGCACCAGCUCUUUUGGACAACCUUGUUCAAGCAUUUCUAAUGGCUCCUUUCUUUGUGCUGCUUGAGUGUCUUCAAUCGGUAUUCGGCUAUGAACCAUAUCAAGGGUUUCAUUCAAGUGUGGAAGAAAAGAUAGAAGCUCAGAUCAAGGAGUGGAGGGACAAGAAACAAAAGAAAAUCACUUAGCUUAGAUGGGCUAUAUCAGACUGUAAUCACUAAACUAGUACUGUUUAACCGUCUGUAAAGAAUGAGAUUAAUGUAUUAAUCUGUAAUCUCUAUCCGUACUUAACCAGUCUCUGGUUUUUCAA
Messenger RNA from Pyrus x bretschneideri (Chinese white pear), 843 nucleotides. Its product is annotated as 2-hydroxy-palmitic acid dioxygenase mpo1. NCBI's taxonomy places the organism in Eukaryota, Viridiplantae, Streptophyta, Magnoliopsida, Rosales, Rosaceae. Gene Ontology annotation, cellular component: endoplasmic reticulum. The transcript has 4 exons. Gene Ontology annotation, biological process: sphingoid catabolic process. The coding region runs from base 143 to 721 and encodes 192 amino acids. The record is from RefSeq and is a predicted model, not a curated record.